UACACAAAAUAUCCUAAAGACUAUCAAUGUGAAGAGGUGGCAGCAGCACUGACAAGGACCCAUCCUUGUUUAGGGCAGCUAGGAUCUAAGACAGGAUUUUGGGGAUGGAAGCAAUCUCUGAAGUACAAAAUGCAAAACUAUCGAACAAAGCUUGGGCGGCUUGGUGAUCCUGAAAUCCGUGUGAAUUCCUUAAAGCACAAACGGGAAGGCCAAGGAAAAACUGCUGCCAACAUCAAAAAACCAAGAAAGGCCGAGGUCUAUUAUGUCCCUUUACCCCCAAAAGGUGAAAGCACUGAAAGCUUGGAAACUGAAAGAGUGGCUCUACUCUCAGAAAUCAAAAAGCGAGACAAUGAAGCAGUGAUAAAAGCAAAAAUGGAAAGAACCUUCUCCCAUAGACGACUAGAGAUUGUGGAACAGAGGCCGAUGAUCAGAGAUUUCAUGAACAGAUGGCCUGCCCUUUUCAAGGAAAGUGAAGUGAAUGCAGAGUUCCUGCGGAUCACUACAAAACCCCUGCAGGCAAAGUUCUUGGCUCAGCUGGACAAUUUAACAGACAAGCUGAUGAAAAUUUUGGAGGGGAGCAAAGGAGCAAAGGGCCAAAAGAUCAAGGAUAUCAUGGCGAUCAGUAGUUUGAAGAAAGGCGUUCAGGAGCCAGAGGAUGUUGGAGUUGUCAUUGAAGGUACUACAGUUAUGAACAACCUCGGUAGUGUCAUCAUGGCAUUCAUCGUCCUCUUUGGACUGAUUUAUGCACUUGAUCUGAGCUAUCCAAAUGACCUCAAGUACACUUUCGAGUUUUGUCAGAAGAUUUUAAUGAAUCUGGAUGGACAAAGGCUCAGUACAAAGAUGCAGCAAAUGAAAUUGAAGAUGUUUGCUUAG
Molecule: messenger RNA, 873 nt
Organism: Oreochromis aureus
Lineage: Eukaryota; Metazoa; Chordata; Actinopteri; Cichliformes; Cichlidae
Exons: 3
Coding region: 130-873 (247 amino acids)
Source: RefSeq, a predicted model, not a curated record